This is a messenger RNA of Mycotypha africana, 651 nucleotides long. RefSeq names its product phosphoribosyltransferase-like protein. The record is from RefSeq and is a predicted model, not a curated record. The transcript is spliced from 5 exons. Bases 1 to 651 code for a protein of 216 amino acids. NCBI's taxonomy places the organism in Eukaryota, Fungi, Mucoromycota, Mucoromycetes, Mucorales, Mycotyphaceae. Gene Ontology annotation, molecular function: magnesium ion binding; hypoxanthine phosphoribosyltransferase activity. Gene Ontology annotation, biological process: purine ribonucleoside salvage; guanine salvage; GMP salvage.
AUGAACCCUAAAGAUUGGAUUGAUGUUACAAUUGAAAAGAAUCACUAUUCUAUGGACCAUUUUGUGAUUCCUCACCACUAUGAAAAGGAUAUUUCUAGUAUCUUGAUUCCUCAUGGUGUUAUCAUGGAUAGAAUCAAAAAAUUGGCAAGGCUUAUUGUAGAUGAUACUCCAGGACCCUUGGUGGUUUGCUGUGUGCUAAAAGGUGGACAUCAAUACUUUGCAGAUUUGGUCAAUGAAAUUAAAAAGCUCUGUAGACAUAAUGGUUCCAGCGUCCAAUUGAGCUUGGAAUUUAUCCGAGUAAAAUCCUAUACAAAUGAUACGCAAUCAGGUGUUAAGAUAUCUUUGACAGAUGCAGAACUGGAAGAGUUCAAAGGAAAGAAUCUCUUAAUUGUCGAAGAUAUUAUUGAUACAGGCAAUACAAUGGUCUACUUAUUAGAAAGAUUAUCAAAAAUCCAGCCUGCAUCUAUCCGUGUUACCAGUUUACUCAUCAAGAAAACAGAACGAAGUAAUGGAUAUGUCCCUGAUUAUGUCGGAUUUGCUAUUCCAGAUGACUUUGUCGUAGGAUAUGCCUUGGAUUAUAAUGAACAUUUCAGAGACCUCGAUCAUAUAUGCGUUAUUAGUGAUGAAGGUAAACAGAAAUAUGCUGUAUAA